AUGGCGGCGACUCAAUUGGGCCUAGAGGUCGCAUUCUACCUCUACCCCUGCGGCCUCUUUGUUACCCUGUUGUCGUCACAGUCCUAUCAGUUCUACCGUGACCGCCAUGGCGUCACGCGUCAGAACGCGACUGACGAUGAGCAGAAGAGAACCUCGCGGUUUUACGCGUUGAUAAUCCGGUGCUUUCAGCUGCUUCUUUCCCUGUUGCUACUCGCCACUAUCAUUCUUGCCGUCCAUGAUGCGGUUGCUAGCCAAUAUGAUGGGCCUGGAAAGGUUGCCUUUCCCUUUAGCGCCUUCCUGGCGUCCUACGUUGCGGUCCUCCUGUAUUACCUGGCUGGUCUGCUGCCCGAUCCGGAGGGCCCAUGGACCCCGACGUCGGCUCACUUCUAUGCAUGGAUCGUUGGUGCACUAUUCGAAGCCUUUAUUGCCGCCAUCUUCUCUUCAGAGAAGAACUCGUUCCGCGUGGCCAACGACCUGCUCGAUGUGCUUGACAUCUUGGGUGCUGCCAGGAUCGUCGUCUUGGUGGCUAUGAUGAGUUGCCUUGUUCUUAGGGACCACAAGAUCAAGCCAUCGCAACCCAAGUCGGACCCCGAGGAGCGACAGUCUCUUCUCGGCAACGGGAACGGUGCAUCUCAAAACUAUGGCGGCGCUCAUCCUCAUGGAGCAGCUGCAUACAAGCCCCCUGCGAGGACUCAGGUCCAGGGCACGGGAUGGCUGGACUACUUUGCGGGAUUCCGAGUCCUGUUCCCGUAUCUUUGGCCCAAGGACUCUCCCGCCUACCAGUGCAUUGUCGUCAUUUGCCUGUUGCUCCUGGUCUGCCAACGAACUGUGAACGUUUUGGCCCCAGUCCAGCUCGGGGCACUUGUCGACGCUCUCGGUUAUGGCCGCAUCCCUUACAAAGAGAUUAUUCUUUACGUUGUAUACCGCGCCCUUCAGGGUAACCAAGGAGCUCUUGGUGCUGCAAGGUCGGUUCUCUGGAUUCCAGUCUCACAGUCGCUGUUUCGCCGACUGUCAUGCGCUGCAUUUGAGCACGUCUUGGGGCUUUCCCUAGAGUUCCACCUCAACAAGAAGAUCGGCGAGGUCACCAGUGCGCUGAGUAGAGGAGCCGCCAUGAACACCUUCUUGGAGAACUUCUGCUUCCAGGUUUUCCCCAUGGUGUUUGAUAUCUUCGUUGCUGGCGUAUUCUUCUUCGUCAAGUACGACGCCUUCUACACCAUCAUCAUCUUCUUCAUCAUGUGGUCCUACAUCUUCUUGACCAUCUAUGUCGCCAAGUACCGCGGCAAGCAAAGACGAGAUAUGGCAACUAAGAACCGUGAGAUGGAGGCCAUCAAAACAGACGCCAUUAUGGCAUAUGAGACUGUGCAGCACAACUGUGCCGUCGCACCCGAGACUGAAAGGUUCAAGGAGCAUGUCGUAGUGUACCAGAGGGCCGAGCGCCUGGUGCAGUGGUCUCUCAACUUUCUGAACCUCACACAAAGCUCCAUCUUCUCCCUCGGCACUGCAUUGCUUGUCGCCGUUUCCGCAUACAAGAUUUCCCGGGGCGAGCAGACGGUUGGCGAGUUUGUCAGCUUGAUCAACUACUUUGUGCAGCUGCAGGGCCCCUUGAACUUUUUUGGAACCUAUUACACCAUGCUCCAGAACAACUUAAUCGAGGCGGAAAGGAUGUUAGAUCUGUUCAAGGAAACGUCUGGAGUCAUCGAGAAGCCUGACGCUAUCCAAUUGCCGGCGGUUAAGGGAGAGGUAGCGUUCAACAAUGUCAAAUUCUCUUAUCAAAGCAAGAAGGGCGAGCCCGCGAUUGACGGCGUCAGCUUCACCGUCGCGCCCGGCACCAAGACAGCUAUUGUGGGAGAAUCCGGCAGUGGCAAGUCCACCUGCCUGAAGCUUCUUUUUCGCUUCUACGAUGUCAACGAAGGCUCGGUCUCUGUCGACGGUCACGACAUUAAGGAUCUGAAACUCGACAGCCUUAGGAGGAACAUUGGGGUUGUACCACAGGACACAGUUCUCUUUAAUGCGACUAUCAUGUACAACUUGCUUUACGCCAAUCCCAAGGCCACCCAAGAGGAUGUGUACGAGGCCUGCAAGGCGGCCAACAUCCACGAACGCAUCAUUACAUUCCCUGAUGGCUACGAAACCAAGGUUGGAGAGCGAGGUUUAAAGCUUUCUGGAGGUGAACGUCAACGGAUUGCCAUCGCGAGAGCAAUCCUCAAGGACGCCCCCAUUUUGCUUCUGGAUGAGGCCACCGCCUCCUUAGACUCUCACACUGAGAGGCUAAUUCAGGAUGCCCUCGAACGUGUGACCCAGGGACGCACCACAAUCACCAUCGCACAUCGCCUUUCGACCAUCACCACAUCUGACCAGAUCGUGGUGCUCCAUAAGGGCAAGGUGGUUGAGUGUGGCACGCACGCCGAGCUGCUGUCACUCGGCGGGCGUUACCACGGUAUGUGGGAGAAGCAGACCACGGCCGAGAAGAAAAUCAAGGAAAAGUUUGAGAAGGAGGGCGAAUCUUCAGAGACAGGAUCUCAGCAGUAA
Messenger RNA from Colletotrichum graminicola M1.001, 2529 nucleotides. Its product is annotated as ABC transporter. The record is from RefSeq and is a predicted model, not a curated record. Gene Ontology annotation, cellular component: membrane. Gene Ontology annotation, molecular function: ATP binding; ATP hydrolysis activity; ABC-type transporter activity. Bases 1 to 2529 code for a protein of 842 amino acids. The transcript is spliced from 6 exons. NCBI's taxonomy places the organism in Eukaryota, Fungi, Ascomycota, Sordariomycetes, Glomerellales, Glomerellaceae. Gene Ontology annotation, biological process: transmembrane transport.